CUUCGCUUUUAGUCAUCUCCAUUUCUUCUUCUUUCUUCUUCUUCUUCUUCUUCUUCUGCUGAAUGCGGUUUACCCUUUUCAGCUUUGGACAACCUCACGUGAAUAGACUGCUCAGAUCACACUCUCAUUGCUUGGAAACUUAUCUCUGAUCGUUCAAGUUCAAGUUUUCAGUCUCUCUUCUUGGUUUGAUUUGUUAAGACAGAAGUUUGAUAAUGGAGUCCUGUGAUUGUAUUGACACACAAUGGCCACCUGAUGAGCUUUUAGUGAAAUAUCAGUACAUUUCGGAUUUCUUAAUUGCCUUUGCCUACUUUUCCAUUCCCUUGGAGCUCAUAUAUUUUGUUCAGAAAUCAGCCUUCUUCCCAUACAGAUGGGUUCUUAUGCAGUUUGGAGCUUUUAUUGUUCUUUGUGGAGCAACCCACUUCAUAAGCUUGUGGACAUUCUCUAUGCACUCCAAGGCCGUGGCGGUGGUCAUGACUGUUGCAAAGAUUUCAUGUGCUGUUGUCUCAUGUGCAACUGCAUUGAUGCUUGUUCACAUCAUACCCGACCUUUUAAGUGUCAAAACCCGGGAACAAUUUCUCAAGGACAAGGCUGAAGAGCUCGACAGAGAAAUGGGCCUUAUUCUUACUCAGGAAGAAACCGGGAGGCAUGUUAGAAUGCUGACUCAUGAAAUUAGAAGCACUCUAAAUAGAGAUACAAUAUUGAAAACCACCCUUGUGGAGCUUGGUAGGACUUUAGGUCUCGAAGAAUGCGUGUUAUGGAUGCCGUCUCGAAGUGGUCUGAAUCUGCAACUCUCCCAUACUUUAAACUACCACAUAAAAGUUGGAUCCUCCAUUCCUAUGAAUCUUCCCAUAAUUAGUGAGGUUUUUAAUAGUGCUCGAGCAAUGCGUAUUCCUUACACCUGUCCUUUGGCCAGAAUUAGACCACUUGUGGGGAGAUAUGUGCCACCGGAGGUUGUGGCUGUGCGGGUACCUCUUCUAUAUCUCUCAAAUUUCCAAAUUAAUGAUUGGCCUGACGUCUCUGCAAAAAGCUACGCUAUCAUGGUUUUGAUUCUCCCUACGGAUAGUGCUAGACAAUGGCGAGACCAUGAAUUGGAACUCGUUGAUGUUGUUGCAGACCAGGUAGCUGUUGCUCUUUCACAUGCUGCCAUUCUGGAAGAGUCAAUGCGAUCCCGUGAUCAGCUCAUGGAGCAAAAUGUUGCUUUAAAAUUAGCUCAACGGGAAGCGGAGACGGCAAUCCACGCUCGGAAUGAUUUCCUUGCUGUCAUGAACAAUGAAAUGAGAACGCCGAUGCAUGCAAUUAUUGCGUUAUCUUCACUUCUUCUAGAGACGGAUCUAACUCCGGAGCAAAGGGUUAUGAUAGAGACAGUACUAAAAAGCAGUAACCUUUUGGAAACUCUAAUUACUGAUGUUCUUGAUCUUUCUAGGCUUGAAGAUGGAAGCCUAAAGCUAGAUAUUGGAACAAUUAAUCUUCAUGGAAUUUUUGGAGAGGUCGUUAAUCUGAUCAAGCCUAUUGCAUCUGUAAAAAGGUUACAACUGAAUCUGAUUAUGACCCCAGAUUUACCUGUCUUUGCUCUUGGUGAUGAGAAGCGGCUUAUGCAAACUAUUCUAAAUAUUGCUGGUAAUGCGGUGAAGUUCACAAAGGAAGGCUUUAUCUCAAUUGUAGCAUCUGUUGUAAAACCAGAAUCUUUAAGAGAUUUGCGACCUUCUGAAUUUUAUCCGGCUCCAAGUGACUGCCACUUCUAUUUACGAGUUCAGGUUAAGGAUUCUGGUUGUGGUGUUCUCCCACAAGAUAAACCCCAUUUAUUCACCAAAUUUACUCAGCCCCAAAGUGGAUCCGGUCGGAGUAACAGUGGUGGUGGAUUGGGACUCGCCAUUUGUAAACGGUUUGUAAAUCUCAUGGGGGGUCAAAUUUGGAUUGAGAGUGAGGGCCUUGACAAAGGAAGCAUAGCUACAUUUGUUGUAAAACUUGGCAUUUACAACAGCCCAAGUGACCCUUCUAGAAAUGAGCACCAUCACACAAGUGGCAAUCCCUUUGGACGUAAACCAGUCUUCAGAGAUUAUGAUGGGAUAGCUUUUGACAAAUCCAUUCUCUCAGGAGCACUGUUUUUGUCUCUCUUCAUGAGUGGGCGACUCAUAUUAUUAGAAAAGCUUGAACAUAAUUUUGGUUAGUUGAAAGGAAGGAGGCAAAAAAUGUUGCCUCUCAUACAACCUAUAUGUAGAAUUCAUGGCAUCUCCUCAGUAAUUCUUUUGUCUGAUGUUGUAUGAUCACUGAUGUUUUGAGUUGAUGCGUAUAUCUCCAAUGAGGAAUUUACUUAUUUGAUGAAAAA
Molecule: messenger RNA, 2326 nt
Organism: Morus notabilis
Lineage: Eukaryota; Viridiplantae; Streptophyta; Magnoliopsida; Rosales; Moraceae
Product: ethylene response sensor 1
Biological process (GO): signal transduction; phosphorylation
Cellular component (GO): endoplasmic reticulum
Molecular function (GO): phosphorelay sensor kinase activity; ethylene binding; ethylene receptor activity
Source: RefSeq, a predicted model, not a curated record